Molecule: messenger RNA, 6462 nt
Organism: Apis mellifera (honey bee)
Lineage: Eukaryota; Metazoa; Arthropoda; Insecta; Hymenoptera; Apidae
Product: atrial natriuretic peptide receptor 1
Exons: 24
Coding region: 624-4988 (1454 amino acids)
Biological process (GO): receptor guanylyl cyclase signaling pathway; intracellular signal transduction; protein phosphorylation
Cellular component (GO): membrane
Molecular function (GO): peptide receptor activity; protein kinase activity; ATP binding
Source: RefSeq, a predicted model, not a curated record
AGUGAGAACGAGAAGUGGGUGUUUGCGACUGGGUAAUGCGAUUUAAGAUCAUCGAACGGAAUUGUCAGUAGUUUUCUUUUCGUUCUUAAGAAUAUUGUUUCGAAUUCUCAGGUUCUCAGUCUCGCGCCACUUUACCGACAAAGUGAAACAAAAGGGUGCAACGGUACACGUGAGCCACCAAAUUCACUUUCGCAGCAAUUGCUGUUAUUGCCGAUCGAUGAAACUGGAAAUUUGAAUCGAAUCGUAUCGUUUCCGAUGAUCUUACAGUAAGUGCUCGUGACAUUUAUUCGAGAUAAAUCGAAAGAGGAAAAGUUUGAAAAUAAUUAGAAAGUGAACAAUUGGAAAAAUAAAUCGCAUCGAAUCGAUUCCUUCAGGAUUGGAAAUGCUUCCUCGAACCGUCGAGUCGUCCGGAUAAUUGGCUCAUCCUGAUGGACGGCGUAACGAUCGAAAAAAGAAACUAGAGGGCGGAGAUUCACGAAGAAAAGGAUGGACUCGAAAAGGGGAAUCGUUGGUCGUAUAAUUCGGCCCAGUAGCGAAACAGUGAUGAACGAGGUUUCGUCGUUUUCGUUCAAGUGUUCGGAAUAAUAUAACGAAACUCGAAAAAAAAAAAAAAAGAAAAGUAUAUGAAACGUGAAGAAGAAAACAUCGUACAAGGGAAACGUAUCACAUACAUGGAUAUCAAUUGGAUCAUCGCAUUGACGAUCGCCUGGCUAACGUGUCCGGUGAAUGGGAAAAUGACUUGUCGCGAGGUACAACUUGCUCGCGAGUGCGAAGCUCUUUGUAAAAGGAAUCGUCACGGUGGGAUUUCGUGUGAAUUGAGAGUAGCUCUCCUCUUACCAGCUGAUCCGAGCUUCGAUAUAGCGUUGCCGAAAGUUCUUCCGGUUCUCGAUUUGGCCGUCUAUGAAGCCAAAUUACGAGGUCUUUUGCCUUCUUGGUUGAAAUUAAAAUUUCUUUCGCAAGACGAUCAUUGCGAUGCAACGUACGCCCAAAUUGGCGCGAUCGAUAGCUUCUCGAAUUGCGUACACUUGUUCCUCGGCCCUGCUUGCGAUUACUGCGUGGCGGCCGUUGGCAGAGUGGUGAAAUUCUUCGGUGCGCCGUUGAUCACUACAGGCGGGUUCACCUUCGAUUUUACGCAAAAGAAAACGGAAUGCAAGGACGAGUACUUUAUGACAACCCGUGUUGGAAAUUUGGCCUUCAGAGAUCUCGCCAAUUUCUUCAUCGCUCUGAUGAAUCGAUACGAAUGGCGGAAGGUGCAUCUGGUCUACGCGACUAACGGGCAGAGUCAGCUCGCCGGCAGACACACUUGUCAGCUAAUGAUGAAGUCCAUGGUAGAGUUUAUCAAGAAGCAGCCAAACUUUACGUUCGGCACGUUCGAUGUCGAAACUACCGUCCCUAAAGAUUAUCCGGAGGCGUUGCAAAAUCACGUGGGCAAUUGGUACGGUGAUGCUUUCUUCGGCCCUGUAUGCGACUACGUGAUAGCACCUGUGGCCCGAUACGCCGGCAUAUGGGGUAUCCCCGUGUUGACCGCAGGUGCUCAGGCCGAAGCGUUCCGUUACAAGAGCGAACAUUAUCCAACGUUGACCAGAAUGAUGGGUUCUCAUCGGCUGGUAGGCGAGGCGCUCAGACAUAUCUUGGAGCGAUUCGGAUGGAAAAUCGCCGGUCUGCUUUAUCACAAUCACGCGAUGGCCAGCAGCCGUGGCAAUUCGGAAUGCCACUUUACUUUGGGCGCUGUUUUCACGGCCCUCGGCCAAACGUCGGUUCACAAAAGUUUCAACCAGGAAACGACCACUGUCGAAGAUUAUCGAGAUUUGCUCAAUUUUCUCGCGAAAUCCGCCAGAAUCGUGGUGAUGUGUGCCAAUUCGACGACCAUCAGAGAGAUACUUUUGGCCGCGGAACAGCUUGGAAUGGUCGAUUCCGGGGAAUACGUGUUCUUUUCCAUAGAACUCUCGUCCAGCGAUAACAACUCGAAGGAGCCGUGGAGGGUGGAGGGGGACACGGCGGAGAGGAACGAGAAAGCGAGGAAAGCUUAUCAAGCGCUGUUGACGGUCACCGCCCGAACCCCGGACAAUAUAGAAUAUUUGAAUUUCUCUCGCGAGGUGAAAUCGCUCGCGCAAACGAAAUACAAUUUCACUUUUGGAAGCGACUCGGUCUCGACUUUCGUCACCGCGUUUUACGACGCGGUCAUACUUUACGCCCUCGCGCUUAAGGAGAGCUUACCGGAACAUCCUGGCAGGGUAAAUCUGGACGGCGGUGAUCUGACACGGAGAAUGUGGGGCAGAAGCUUCAAAGGUAUAACUGGGGAUGUGAACAUCGACGAGAACGGGGAUCGAAUAGCUGAUUACUCCCUUCUCGACAUGAAUCCAGAAACGUCGAAAUUCGAGAUCGUCGCCAAUUACUAUGGUGCCAAUAAGACGCUGCAGUACGUAGCUGGGAAAAGGAUUCAUUGGUCGGGUGGUAGGUCGAAACCACCGCCUGAUACACCCACUUGCGGUUUCGACGGCUCCUUGUGCCCUGAUAAUACUCUUCCGGGAUACGCGAUUCUGUCGAUGGUGUUGAGCUCUAUAGUCGUCUUCCUCUUCGUUGGCUCGGUGUUCAUAUACAGGCACUUUAAGCUCGAGGCGGAGAUAGCUUCUAUGACGUGGAAGGUGCACUGGAACGAUAUUAUCUUCGUGCCGAACGCGAAAACCCGGGGCUCCAUGUUCUCGCUGAUCGCGAACAAGAUGCGCGGUAGCCAACUGACCAUAUACUCGGACGAAAAUAUUAGUAUGCCAGGUGAAAUAGAAAACAGAAACGUCUACAUUCCAACCGGAAUUUACAAGAACUCUACAGUGGCCAUAAAACUUAUACCAAGGAAAAAGGUGGAAAUCUCACGGCCUUUGUUGCUCGAGUUGAAACGGAUGAAGGACCUUCAACACGAUCACCUAGUCCGAUUUUACGGCGCUUGCAUCGAACCACCGUACUGUUGCCUUUUGACCGAGUAUUGCCCGAAAGGAUCUCUCCAGGAUAUAUUGGAGAACGAGCAGAUCAAAUUGGAUCGCGUGUUCCGUGGAUCGUUGAUCCACGAUAUCGUGCGAGGGAUGGUGUAUCUUCACGCGUCCGAGGUGAAGAGCCAUGGAAAUCUGAAAUCGUCCAACUGCGUGGUCGAUUCACGCUUCGUCCUCAAGAUCGCCGACUUUGGAUUGCACGAGUUGAGGAGGCCUGCUUAUUGCGGGGCGGAAGUCGACAAGAACAAUUACGCGUUUUGGAGGGGGCAGCUGUGGACGGCACCGGAAUUAUUGCGAAUGGAAAGGCGGCCACCCGAGGGUACUCAGAAGGGUGAUGUGUACAGUUUCGCUAUAAUCGUUCACGAGAUCGUGAUACGCCAGGGGCCAUUUUACUUGGGCGACGAUUACGACUUUUCCCCGCAAGAAAUAGUGGAAGGAGUGAAAAGAGGCGGUGGUUCUCCGUUGAGGCCCGCGAUCGACGAUGCUGCGGUCGAGGAAGAGGUGGCCACCUUGAUGAGGAAAUGUUGGGCGCAAGACGCAGCAGACAGACCGGAUUUUCCCGCGCUCAAACAGACCAUAAGGAAAAUUAACAAAGACUACGAGAGCAGCAACAUCCUCGACAAUCUGCUCUCUCGUAUGGAACAGUACGCGACGAAUUUGGAAACUUUGGUGGAGGAACGUACGGCGGAUUAUCUGGAGGAGAAACGCAAGUGCGAGGAACUUCUGUAUCAAUUGUUACCAAAGUCCGUUGCAUCUCAGUUGAUAAUUGGACAGAGCGUGAUAGCAGAAACUUACGAUCAAGUAACCAUCUACUUCAGCGAUAUCGUAGGAUUUACGAAACUCUCGGCCGAGAGUACACCGCUUCAAGUGGUGGAUUUAUUGAAUGAUCUGUACACGUGUUUCGACUCUAUCAUAGAAAAUUUCGAUGUUUACAAAGUAGAGACUAUAGGCGACGCUUACAUGGUUGUAUCAGGAUUACCGGUGAGGAAUGGAACGAAUCAUGCGAGGGAAAUCGCGAAGAUGAGUUUAGCGUUAAGAGAUACCGUGAUGACGUUCAGAAUACGUCACAGGCCAAGCGAACAAUUGAAGCUUCGAAUUGGAAUGCAUUCUGGGCCUUGCGUGGCUGGUGUCGUUGGUCUGAAGAUGCCCAGGUACUGUUUAUUCGGGGACACUGUGAACACCGCGUCCAGGAUGGAAAGUAACGGAGAAGCUCUAAAGAUCCACGUCAGUCCAAAGACUAAAGAAAUUCUGGAUACCUUUGGGACGUUCGAGCUGGUUUGCAGAGGGGAGGUUACACUGAAGGGUAAAGGUACGAUGACCACUUACUGGUUGAUCGGUGAGAAAGCAAUGAGUGGCAACGUUCAGGGAACAAUCACCGUUUCGUCGGUGAUGACUACGGUAACGUCCAUGACAACGACGAGUAAUCAAGUAUCGAUCGAGGAACCGCGAGGAUCUCGCGAGGAUCGUGCAGCGAGCGUAGCCACGUGUCAACCGGUGCAGUUGAAAGCGCAAGAGGUUCAGUCGAGCAAACAGAAUUGUCAGGAACAAAAUCAUCGAGGGACGCAGAAGGGGGUUCAAGAGCAGCAGAGGGCACAGUCGAGUCAGGAGCAUCGACAGAUCGUUGGAGGUCAAGGCGGGAGUCCGGAAUCGCAAAAUCACAACAAGGGAGGAGGCAGCAAGGAGAGAAGUGGUGGCGAUGGUGGUCGCGGUGGUGGCAAGGAAGACGGUGGAGGUGGAGGUGGAGGUGGAAGUAGAGAUUGGAACGACAAGGAGGAGAGACAAGGUGGAGAGACAUUUACCAAGGGAACGAGUCGAGUUCGUACGAUAAGCAACGGCUCGUCCGCGGCUUCACCGUCUCGUAAUCGUUCUGUCGUUUCGGCGUCGUCGACCAACGUUUCACAGGGGCGACGGCCCUAUCAGGCUAGCGAAAGCGUGGCGAAUCACACGGAAAGCGGUUCGAGCGCACCCCUCCUUGUACCCACCACACCCCCUUCGAGAGUUUAGUUCCUUUCCUUCGUUCUUUUAUUCUCGCUCCAUAUACACACACACGCGCACAGACACACACACACAGUUACACACCUUGCGAUCUUCCGCCGGAUAAAUCACCCUCGAUAUACGUGUAUCGUCAUGUAGAAUAGCAGCUGAUUAACCUUCGGAUCGGUUACUACCUAUCCGAUCGAAAUUUGGGUCCACAAGUUCGGAAGAAUUUCUUUCGAAGUAAAAAAAAAAAAAAAAUAAUGAGCGUUACACAGGGAACACGAUCGUUAUUUAUUGUAUCGAAGGAAGGAGGGACCAACGUGCACCUCAAUGGGAAAGGUAGAAUUCUACCCUCGCGAUAGAUAAGUUCCUAGGGUCGAAGGUUUGUCUCUCUCUCCCUUCCUCUCAGCCAUCCUUUCAAUCUUCUCUCUCUCUCUCUCUCUCUCUCUCUGUCUCACUCUGUAGGUAUUCGUCUCGUAUCUCGACGGAUAACGUCAAUACUUUCCAAGGAUCGAUGCUUUUUAUUAAAAAAAAUUCAUCGAAAUCCGAGAAGAGAGACGUGUAAAGUAAAAUUUAACGCGUGCAGGAAUCGAUUGAAAAGCGUGGAAGCGUGCAAUACGAGAAGAUUAAUUUUAAUAAAGCUAUUAAAGAGCUUGGAAAGUCGGGAAAGAUCGAUCGAAUAUUUUGUCUUCCUCCUCGUUCUAUUUGCAGCAUGUGUUGUUGAGCGCUAUUCAUUUUCGCGAUUCGAUCGUAAACGUGUUCUAACGAUAAACGAAAGUUAUCUGGAACAAAUAAAUCAAAGAUGAGCGAUUGAACAGAAAUGUAAGAAAAAAGAAAAAAAAAUAGUAAAUUUUUGCGCGUUCCCAUAUUGAGUGAAAGAUAUGUACAUACAUAUAUAUAUAUAUAUCUAUACAAGUAAAAGAGGCUAGCUAAUUAUCUUCUAUAAUAUUACUAUAGCACUAUUCAUAUACCGAAGGAAUGUAUUUUAAACAAAAUCCGUGAUUUUAAAAAUUCCGAAGAAAACAACUUUGGAAUUCAACAUUAAGACACAUUCGUCCAUUGAUAAGCAUUUAAAUUUCGUUUGUAAUAUUUUUUUAUCGCGUCGAAGAUAAUCAGGCAACCUGUUUUAACUUGUGACACCCCGUACGUUUAGAUUCUCACGCAUGAGUUACACGUACACAUAAGCGUGCGCACAUAUACACACCACACAUACACACCACAAACACACACACGUACAUACAUAUUCACGCAAAAUUAAAGUUUUACACUAUAUAUCUGUCGGUGUACAAAGGAAAAGAGAGGCUGGACCUCGUUCGAAAGUCACAAUUGCGAAACACAAUGGAAAUUCAAUCGAAGAAUCUUCGAAAUCUGCUUAUUCGUUAUGCGGAAAAGCUAAUCGCGUAACGUAGUCGUGCACACGCGCCCGUUUCUUGUUUAUAUGCGUGUUCACGCUGUGAAAGGAAUGAAAGUAUACAAAAUACAUUAGCGCAACGUCAAGCAA